GCGCAGAGAGCAGCGAGGAUGACAGAGCUGAGAGAGAGCUGCUGCCGAUCAGACAUACACACACAUACACACACUCCUGUCACUGUUUCCUCCAUGAGUCUGGAUUAUAAAUAUGUAUUUUGUGAUUUCUGCCAUGAAAGCUCAGAUUGAAAUCAUUCCCUGUAAGAUCUGUGGAGAUAAAUCAUCAGGGAUCCACUACGGAGUGAUCACCUGUGAGGGCUGUAAGGGUUUCUUCAGACGGAGUCAGCAGAGCAACGCCACCUACUCGUGUCCUCGCCAGAAAAACUGUGUGAUCGACCGAACGAGCCGCAACCGCUGCCAGCACUGCCGUCUGCAGAAAUGUCUGGCUGUGGGCAUGUCCCGAGACGCUGUCAAGUUUGGUCGCAUGUCCAAGAAGCAGAGGGACAGUUUGUAUGCUGAGGUGCAGAAACAUCGCCUCCAGCAGCAGCAGCAGCAGCAGCAGCAGGGGCCCCUCCUUCUGUCUCACCCCAGCCUCGGCAGCCCGAGCCCGUGCGAGGCUGAGCGGCUGUCCCCUCACUACAGCCUCUCCUCCACAGGCCUCACGGAGCUGCCGGAUGAGCUGGGGAGCUACAUGGAACAAAACUCGCCUGAGGGAGGAUCAGUAUCGUCCAAGGCAGACUCUGGAGGAGAAGGAGGAGGAGGAGGAGAAGGUCGGGGGUUCUACCUGGACGUUCAGCCAUCCCCUGACCAGUCCGGACUUGAUAUUAAUGGCAUCAAACCAGAACCGCUGUGUGACUACGGAUCCAGUAAUGGCUUCUUCCCAUACUGCUCCUUCAGCGACGGAGACACAUCACCCACCUUGUCCAUGGCUGAACUCGAUCACCUAGCUCAGCUCAUCUCAAAGUCUCACCUGGAGACGUGUCAGUACCUGAGGGAGGAGCUGCAGCAGAUGAGUUGGCAGAACUUCCUCCAGGACGAGGUGGAGAGCUACCAGAGCAAGCCACAGGAGGUGAUGUGGCAGCUCUGUGCUGUAAAGAUCACUGAGGCCAUACAGUACGUGGUGGAGUUCGCCAAACGCAUCGAUGGAUUCAUGGAUCUCUGUCAAAAUGACCAGAUUGUGCUGCUAAAAGCUGGCUCUUUAGAAGUGGUCUUGGUCCGAAUGUGUCGACUGUUUGACUCGCAGAACAACACUGUCUACUUUGACGGCAAGUUUGCAGGUCCUGAUGUCUUCAAAGCAUUAGGUUGUGAUGACUUGAUCACAUCAGUGUUUGACUUUGCGAAAAGCAUGUGUUCGCUGCAUCUGUCGGAAGAGGAGCUUGCUCUGUUUUCAGCAUUCAUCCUGCUGUCUGCAGACCGAUCAUGGCUGCAGGAGAAGCUACAGGUGGAGAAGCUGCAGCAGAAGACUCAACUGGCUCUGCAGCAUGUCCUGCAGAAGAACCAGAGAGAGGAUGGAGCACUAAACAAGCUCAGAUGUAAGGUGUCAGCGUUGCGUUCACUGUGCAGCCGACACACAGAGAAGCUGUCAGCAUUCAGAGCCGUUUACCCUGACAUCGUUCGGACACACUUUCCUCCUCUGUAUAAGGAGCUGUUUGGUGCCGACCUGGAGCUGACUCUGCAGAGCAAUGAUUAAAUGUUGACCAGGAACUCCACGGAGCUGCGCAGAGCUGAGCUGCUGAUUCUGACGGACUGAGCCCAGUUUUCACGGCCAUGGAGGGCGGGACGAUGACUCUCCUGAACAGCUGAGUCCACAGGAACAGAGAGAUCUGAACUCCUCAGUUCCCCUUUCUUCACCUGCUCCUCUUCCUCCUCCUCCUCCUCUCAUGGCUCUGGGUUUGGAUGCAAUGAAGAAUCAGGUGGUGUCCCUCCACCUGCAUUAACACACAUCUUGUGUCCAGGAUCUGGACUUGUAUUCACGCCUGACAUUGAAAGACACCUUCGGUAUUCACACUGAAACCUGCUUCUGUUUGUCCUUCACCAGACUGUCACCACAUCACCUCUUCUUCUGACAGUUACUUCACGUCUGAGCGCCGCUUACACCAAAAAUUGUCACAGAAAAGACAUCUGUAUGUCCUCGAGAAACACAAUUAGCUGAAAGUUUGGUGAUGUUUUGACCCCCAGAGGUUAAUUCAUGACCUAUUGUGGGAAGUGCACCAGCUGGUAACAUGCCACCUGCUAUCCUGCUAAAAUAGAUCACCAAGGUAAUUAGCUCAGCUGCUAACCAGACAAAAGUAAACACAAUUUUUGUGCAGCAGUUUGUACUCAGAGCAAAGCAGGGUUUUAUAAAACUGGAUGGUGCAACAAGCUAAGAUGAUAGCUUCCUCUGCUUUUAUCUCUCCAGCUCUCGUUUUCUUCAAAGGUUAAUACUGAUAAGGCAGUUUACAAAUGUGCAAUGCAGCAAAUUUGCUGUUUGUUUAUAAAUGGGUGUAUCAUUUGUAUCAGAUUCCCUCUGCUUUUCACUGCACUAUUCCAUAAAAAUGUGUUUUUUGAAUCAUUGUAGACACAUUUCCCAAAAUUCAAUCUGAAAGAUUUGACAUCUUUGGAACUUUGCAUUCUUUUAAAAGUUAAGUUUUGUGGGUUUAAGUCAAAGGCUGUAUAUAAAGAUGGGUGAUGUAUCUCCUUGUACUCCCACUCUACAAAAGUAAAGCUGAAACAUUCCAGACAUGGCUGCUGCCAUCUUAUACUGCUGACAUUAUUUGGAGCCAGUCUGUGAAGUAGUGACCUCUGCGGUAUCAAGUUCGCACCCGAACACUAGUCCGACCAGUUUGGCCCAUGUCCCAUCAACUAACAUCCCCACUUUUGGGGAGCUGUCAUGUUGUCCAUCUUUCUACAAAGUCCAUGGUUUGAACAGUGUUUGAUGUACUCUCCAGUUAAGAAAUUUUUCCAGAAUUCUGUUCGAUUCAUUAGUCAUACAGGUCACAUGAUAUCCAGAAGACUGGAUCUACAGCAAGCCCACUUACCUUCAACUCAGCCUGUAGAGAUAGAAUUUCCAAAAUUUUCCAACAGUAACUGAGAAUUAAUGUGUGUUUGCGGCAGGUGAUUUGAUGCGACUGCUGAAACCGGGGGAAACAAGAAAAGAGCACAGACCUGUUCUGCUACGAUGGUAGAUCACUGCAUUUAUUUGACUUUUCUCUGUCUAGACAGACAAACAGACUGCAGGUUGAUUUGGUCUGCUGCCAUUUGUAUCUUGACAUAUUAAGGCUUUCUGAUGGCCUGUAAAGAUAAAAAGACAAUAUCCUUCCUACAUCCUCCCUUUUGAUAUCCAAUAUAUACCCCGUUACAUCUUUUUUCCAUAAGCAUUCAUAAAAAAAAAAAAAAAAAACAGAUGGCAAAAUUCAUCGGCUGGAAUGGUUCUGUUCACUGCUGGAAACUGUAAAGUUUCCUCUGUUUGUUCAGUUUGUCAAGAAGGUUAAAAUUAGGUCAGCUGGUCUGUUGUCUGUUUUCGUCUCAACAUCUGUUGAUGCAUCACUCAGGUUAAUGCAAAUCGUGGACGUCCUGAAUAGGUAAACUAGACACCAAACAUCACACUCAUGUCUCUUCUCAGGCAGUUUUAUUCAAUUAUUGACUAAUUACUGACUCCAUUUUUGUGGCUGGUAACUCAAGUUUUAUGUGAUGAUUUGUUGAUCAGGUGUUUGGGAACACUGACCGACAAAAUUUCUCUGUGGUUUCAGAGCAAAGAUGAACUAAGUAACUUUAAAUAUUUUAGAGCUGUGUGUGUUCAGAUUCAUACUCCUUUAAAGUCUAACAUGUAAAAUAACUUUGAGAAUUACUUCCUAAAGCAGCAGCUCUACUGAUGUUACCACAUGUAUACAGAUAUACAGUGUGCAGUGUAGUAUUUUGGAACCGGCUUCUUCAGACUCACCACAGACAGAGCUUGAUAAUGAACUAGACAGCAGAAAUCCAUCCAUCCAUCCAUCCAUCCAUCCAUCUUUAUCUGCUUCUCCAGGGCUGGGUCAUGGGGGCAACAGCUCCUCCUGGGGGAUCCCAAGGCGUUCCCUGGCCAGAUGAGAUAUAUAAUCCCUCUAGUAUGUUCUAGGUCUGCCCUGGGGCCUCUUAUCAGUUGGAUGUGCCCAAAAAACCUCUAACAGGAGAUGCCCAGGGGGCAUUCUGAUCAGUGCCCUGAACCACUUCAGCCGGCCUUUUUUGACCUGAAGGAGCAGUGGCUUUACUCCAAGCUCCCUCUGGAUGUCUGAGCUCCUCACCCUAUCUUUAAGGCUGAGCCCAGCUGUUAUUUCGAUCUCUACCCAGGCUCAUGACCAUAGAUGAGGGUUGAGACAUAGAUGGACUAGUAAAUCAAGAGCUUUGCGUUCUGGCUCAGCUCCAUCUUAACUACAACAUGCGGGUGCACUGCCAACAUAAAUGCAGACGCUGUGCCAAACGGCCUAUCCAUCUCACGCUUAAUUUUACCUUCACUUGUAAACAAGAGCCCAAGAUACGUGAACACUUUUACAGUAGGGCAGCACAGGGCUAUCCUCUUUUUUCCGUGCAGAAACUCAUGAGUCACCAUUCAUGAGAUCUGGUUAGUUUUGUUGUGUAUAACAGAAGUUGUUUGAUCCUCCAUGAUGUCAUUCCUCCUCCUCCUCCUUCUCCUCCUCCUCCUCCUCCUCCUCCUUCUCUUUCUUCUGCCUGUCAUCUUCCCAGCAUUUUCUUCUUCCUCUGGUUACAUCUAUAUCGAGCUUGCAGAUAGCAGCAUCAGACACAGAGCAGCCAAUUCCUUCUAAUGUAGGAGUUAGCACGUAGCACCAUCUAGUGGUCCUGACAGGAAGGUGCAGGUUCUCUGACUUCUCAUGCCACUUUGUCUGCAGCAGUUACAGUUGGGAUUUGAUGCCAUGAAAGUAAAUGUGAAUCUAAUCCACUUACCCACUUUGAAUCCUUACAAAUCCCCAUUGAAUCUAACUACGUUUAUCUUUCACUAUCGGAAAGUAAACAUUGUUCAGAAAAAAUUAAAGGGGGCCUAUUAUUCUUAUGCACUUUUUGUGUCUUACAUAUGAAGGAUGUUCGUAUUAAACUUGGCCAAAGUUUUAGAUAAUGAGGUAAACAUAUCUAAAAGUAAUCCCUGCAAGCAAAAGCCUCAGGCUUCAGACCACUCUGAACACUUCAUUUCCAACAUUCUUUUGUAGUCUGGCUACAGUAUGACAUCACGCGUGCAGAUUUCUUUAUAUGGUUAUCUGUUCCAGGUGUGCUACUGCAGGUGUUUACAUUACGUAGCCUAUGCUGCUAAAUAAAGCUACAUGCUAACAUCAGGGAAACAUCUAGGCUGUGUCCAAAAUCACUCACUACUCAAUAUAUAGUUGACUAUGUAGUGACUUUACCAUUUUGUAGUGCUGUCCGUCCGUAUAUUGGGAAUUAUUAUGCCCUAUAUAGUGGACUCAAUGUAUCCCACAAUGCACCAUGAAAAGUAGUGCACAACCGAUGGUUACUUACCAAGCAAUAUCCUGUCGUGCAUUGUGCCAAAGAAACGGAUGGACUGCAUGGGGCGGACACAGAGAUGGAUGAGAGGAGAGAAAGCAGCUCGAUAUCAACCUGCUCUCCAAAAUGACAUGUUAACAUUUGUUUUACAGGUUUUUCUUUGUCAUGUAAUAAACUGUCGGUUUAAUGUGUAGCUGUUGGUACCCAAAGAGAUAAAUAAAUAGUCAACUGAUCUUCUCUUGUGCUUAACAGUCACUGUACAGAGUAGGGCUAAUGAUGCUAGCUAAUGUUAGCAAGCUAGGUCGCUACUAGAUCUAAUUUGUGCUGUAAUGGUGUAAUGUAUAAUGUUAGCCAUUAAAUAGUUAUGACAUGACUGACUGGUAACACAAACUGCAACACAACAUAAGAUUAAAUAGAAGAUUUCUUACAUUAGUAGGACAGGUUCCAAUUGCGCUGCUCUCGCUUCUCUUGUUUGUUUAUUAAUAUGUUUAAUGUGAGCAGAGCAGAGUAUCUCAACACAACACAAACAGCCACAAAGUUCUUUGUAACAUUAUUUUUUCAUUUGGGGAAAAUAUGCUCAGUAUAUCAUGUUUUUGUCACAAAUAUGCAUGUCAGUAUUUGUUAUGUAUGCUUCACCAGCCAACAUUUACAUGACAUUUUAAUUUUGUGACAACAAUGACGUACUUAUCAGCUCUUAGAAAAUGACCAGAGUAGUGUCUGAAAAUGUCUUUUCAUGUUGCAGGUGAGCUCACUAUAUGAUAUUCUACAUAAAACUCCUUAUAUAGUGAGUAGGAAGUAGUGAAUGAUUUUGGACAGCCCUAAUCUUGGUUGUUGAUGUUGUUAAUAUCUGGUUGUGUUUAGUUUUAGCCUUUUUUGACCAUGUAAACAUGUUAUAGUAGAAACAUCAAAUUCAAGUAUGAACCUGAAAAUGAGUAUAAUAGGUCUUCUUUAAACAUUGAGAUGAAACCUGGUGGCUGAGAAGGCAAAACCAGUUUUGACUGUCAGUCUAAUUACUGCUGAUAAACCUGCAGCUAUGGCCUAAAAAAAAUUAAGAAGGAGCAGAAGCUAUGAAUUGUUAAUGUAUGAGUCAGUUGUCUGUAUUAUUGCCAACAAACCCCAUGUACAGAACCAAACCACCAACGUGUUAGUUUGUCUCUUAAUAGUGUCUGACCUUCUGUCUGUGGCUCUAAGCCCACUACUACUAUCAUUAUUUUGAAAAAGGCUCAGUAAUUUCCUAAAACAGCUGGACACUAUAAUUGAUAUCAAACAAAUGACAGUAAUUACUAAUUUCAUUGGCAGAUUAACAAUUCCUGGAAUGAGACAAAUCAAAUAAAUAUUUAUCACUCUUUGGUUGAACUGCUAAAGCUCAUGUUUACAUUUCACUGAGAGAAGAAGACAUUCAUUUAGGAUUCUACCAGCUUAAUGAAAGCAAUAUUGCAAAAAUAAAACAGUAUUAAGAGCAAUAUAGACACUGCUUCAUAAAAAAAAAAAAAGAAAUUAUGCAGAACAAGUAAGGUGAAGUGGUGAAGAUAUGUGUUGCACUACAGUGAGUCUAUCUACUGCCUACCUGUUAGUGUGCCUGUGUGUGACGAUGUUUAAUUGUGUGUGUUCACAUUCUGUUAUCUGUGGGGAAUUUUCAAAGUUUGGACUACAGCCUCGCUGGCACCAGAUGUCCAUAUGACGUCUGAAAAAUGUUGGACUCUUACAUGGAAUAGAUGAUGACUUUUGGUCGAAAUAGAGUGUGCCAGGGCUGACGUCAAAACCCGGAAGUUUAGCAUCACGCUGGUUCCCAGAAGAGAAAGUGAAUGUGAUUUUUGCAUUGCGUUUUGGAUUAUGUCAUAAAAUAAACUCUGUGGCUAGCACAAGUUUAUGAUACUUACAGGUUUUGUUCAGUGAGAUAAUCUUCACACAUGAACACUUUUCAUACCGCAUUUGAAGCUUAAAUGUGAUCGCCAGAAGUAAAAAGCUAACGUUAGGCUUUAACGGACUACAUGACUACUCCACGGUCACAUGACUCUUGACGUCACUGCCACUAAGCUUUCAACUUUCGGCCGCUUUAUUUUAAAAAUAUUGUAUAAUGGGGAAAUCGGAUUGUUUAAGCUAAAUAAGAAGCUGUAAUGGCGGACUGCCAGCACUCUCGCCUGUUCGGGGGUGAUGACGUUUAAUGUCCCCGACAGGGUUUGUAGUCGUAUUGAGCAACUUGUUAGCAACCGCCUUUUUUACAACACGUAAAAGCUUCAAAAUUCACAAGUAGGGUAUUUACUGACAUGUCGUAGAACAAAACCUGAAACUCGCUUAAGCUUUUGUUAACCACAGACCUUAUUUGAGGCAUUUUACCAAAAUCCCAUUCAAAAAACGUAUUGACUUUUAGACGAGAGAACCGGAAGUGCUAAAAGCGCUAACGGAGUUCCGGGUUUACUGGCACACUCUAUGAAUGAAUUGAUGUUGUAAAUGUCUAACACUGUUAGAGUUUCAUGUUGUGUGGAUGUUGACAUUAUGAUGUUUUACAGACAUUUGGUUUUGUUCUCCAUAUCUUAUGACUAAAUGAUGGUAUACUACGCCAAGAUGACUUUGAAGUGCGGUGUUUAGAAGACACUGGAUUUUGGUUACAUGACAACAAAACUUUAAACCAACAAAAUACUACCAUCGUCAGUAAUCUACAGCUGACUUUGGCAGACAAUUGGCCUGACAUGAAAUUAGGUUACCUGAUAUCACAACCUAAAUUUAGCCACGUAUCAAUGUCAAAAUACUUUGGUGGCCAACUGGGAGUCUGCUGGAAGGAGAGACAUUUUUUCACCAUUACUUUUAUGUUUAUACACCUGCUCCACUUCGCCACAACAUCAGUCUCCAGGUUCAAAGCCCAAAAAAAAAUAUGUAUUUCUUGCAAAUAAUGAACGUAACUUUAGCCAUAACUGAAUGUCAAGCAAUAAUGUAAAUGUAUUUCUAUCUUUGUUUAUCGUGUAUAGUUUGAAUAUAUGGCAUGUCAAUGCAGAUUCUAAUUUAUAAGAUUUAAUUUGGGGAUUUGUCUUUUUAAAUUUUGUGUGUUAUUGGCUUAAAAUUUUGUCUUGAAUUGUCACGUGAUUAUGUACGCUGAUGACACACUUUUCUCCCUCCAUGCCACUUUAUUGGUUUGGCCCUCGUUCUGUAAGUAACUUUAUUAAUAAGUCUGUACAGGCCACAGGAAAAUACUGCUAUAGAUGUCUGAUGAGCAUCAAACUUUUUAGUCUGUUGAUUGAUAUUCAUCUUAAUGUAUCUGGUUUGAUAUGCACUGCUCUCCUUUAGGUUUAGUUUAGUUACAGAGAGCUUUUUGUGUUUUUAACAUGCGUGUGGUGCUAGGUUACCUUUGUUAGCAGGGUCUUGAUUUUACCAACUAUGCCACAUUGUUUCCAAACAGGGUAAUUCAUAAAAAGAAAAAAACUCUGUUUUUAUUAACAACCUCACGGCAACAUUUUUAGAAUUUUAGCUAUUAUACCAUUACAACCUUUAUGCGUCAAACUUGUCUGAUUGCUCGCACUGCAAUGCCAGGUGACUAGGAGUGUAACUAUGUCUCUGUGUUUCUGGUGACCGAAAUAUGAAUUCUAAAUAAAUAACAUCAUAACUAAAAGUACUGAUUGGCAAAACAAUAGUACUGCAUUGCAGCACAUGUCAUUAAAGGCCUUUAGGCAGUGACAUAUUUUGGGAGAAGUUGGACAUUGCCAAAAGCUUCUUACUGGAUAUUUUGGCAAUGUUGCAAUCAAAACUGUGCUUACAGUUUAGGUAAAGCAACAUUUUUCAACCAGGAAUUGUCUCCUCAGCUACUCUCUUGGUUGUAUAAAAACAGAAUAAUCUUUUAGAUUGUCAAAUUUCCCAGCCUGCACCUGUAUCAGUGUGUCAGGCUUGGGCAUGUCAAUUUCUUUGUUUAAACUGACUUCUUUUGUUUUGAUACAAAGCAGAGCUGCUGUAUCUGAAAUGUAUUAAAAAUAAAUCAGAGAGAAAGAAAUAGUUUGUUUUGGUUUCUUUCAGAUUCCAUGUACAGCUGGGUUGAGUAAAAAACAUAAUAAAUAAAAGUGACGGCAGAACCUCUGUGCCCUAC
Molecule: messenger RNA, 9439 nt
Organism: Epinephelus fuscoguttatus (brown-marbled grouper)
Lineage: Eukaryota; Metazoa; Chordata; Actinopteri; Perciformes; Serranidae
Product: nuclear receptor ROR-alpha A-like
Exons: 11
Coding region: 113-1591 (492 amino acids)
Biological process (GO): regulation of transcription by RNA polymerase II
Cellular component (GO): nucleus
Molecular function (GO): RNA polymerase II cis-regulatory region sequence-specific DNA binding; nuclear receptor activity; zinc ion binding
Source: RefSeq, a predicted model, not a curated record